Miscanthus lutarioriparius is the source of this 537-nucleotide messenger RNA. Lineage: Eukaryota; Viridiplantae; Streptophyta; Magnoliopsida; Poales; Poaceae. The record is from the annotation of a GenBank genome assembly.
AUGGCCCUCGCCUCCCGCGCCGCCGCCGCCGCCGCCGCCGUGGCGUGCGUCCUCCUGGCGCUCACCGCCUCCGCCGCGGGGGCGGGCUCCCACUCCCCUGCCCCGGCGCCCGCGGUGGACUGCGUCUCCCAGGCCGCCACCCUCCUCGACUGCCUCGACUACGUCCAGCCGGGGAGCGCCGCACGCCGGCCGUCCGCUGCCUGCUGUGGCGAGGUCAAGACCGCCGUGGCCAGCCCCGUCAUCGUGGGCUGCCUCUGCUCCCUCGCCGGCUCCAAGAACCUGGGCCUUCCCAUCGACAUCAAGCGCGUGCUGGCGCUCCCCGGGGCCUGCGGCGCGUCCAACGCCGCCUUCAGCAAGUGCAACAUUUCCGCGCUUUCCCCAACCGCCGAAGCACCUGCACCAUCAGCCGGGGGAUCAUCGAGUGGCGGGGCGGCUGCAUCACCACCGAAGGCCGCGGCGGCCAGUUCUCCAAUGACGGCGACCGUGCUGGUGGCUGCCGUGGCGGCUCCGCUGCUCGCCUACUGCUACCUCUUCUGA